This is a messenger RNA of Letharia columbiana, 441 nucleotides long. RefSeq lists its product as uncharacterized. The transcript has a single exon. The record is from RefSeq and is a predicted model, not a curated record. The coding region runs from base 1 to 441 and encodes 146 amino acids. NCBI's taxonomy places the organism in Eukaryota, Fungi, Ascomycota, Lecanoromycetes, Lecanorales, Parmeliaceae.
AUGGCCCUUUACACUUGGGCACACACUCGACGAGGCAAUACAUUCAAAGCCGAUCCAGAGAAUUUUGAACUGUUUCUCAAGUGCUUGAUGCCGCACUCCUUUGAUUCGUCUACCCAUGAAAUCAAAUUCAAGUGUGGCAUUACUCUCAAUGUAUCCGAAGUCCGCGGUUGUGACUCGAUAGUGGUCGAGCCCACAAAACUCUUGACCUAUCGUUCCAAAGGCUUUCGAUCAGAGUAUCUGUUCUGGGAUGACAUCACAUAUAGUCUCCGACAGGUCGAUCUGGUCUCAGCCAAAAGACCAUGGAGACCAGCUACGCAAUUCGCUGACGUACAUAAAGGCUGUCGUCUACUCCUGCUGGACUAUCCGGAUUCUCCCCACCGCUUUGUUGAUGUGCUAGAGCCGGAAGAGUAUCAGAGGAAAUUGGCUGACUGGAAGCGUUGA